CUCUAACCAUUAUUAGGCUGGCCACUGCUAAGUAACGUGACCGUUCUCGGUUUACUACCGCCUGACAUGUUCGGCUCUUCUCUCUCACAUGCCGCUGCUCUUAUGACAACAUCAACCACGAUACAAACUCUCCCUUCUCUCGAACUCUGCUACUCUUCAUAUUGUGCGUGUGCCUGAAGUAGCCGGCCAUCUGGUGUUCUCCGAGUCUGGAUCGAGGGUGCAGAGUGAUAUUAUAAAGCCGACAACAGACUUCCUCGUGGCCGUCCUUCGUCCCUGGAGGCUCGCCCUGCCGGCGCAACCACGAACCACAAACUACGUACAUCCCCACUGCAACUGUUUCCGACACUGGCAGCACCUUUGUAUCCACCAAACAUCCACUCAACUCCAAACCACUCCCACAACCACCACAGUCUGUCACCACUGCGACCACAACUUGAACGACAGCCCGUUCUCCAUAUCUCCUCUGGACAUUCGAUCCCCUUCUGCUAUCGCACACCGCUACCACCGCAGCAGGGUCAGCUCGCUUAUUCCUCGGUUGCCUGUACGCCUGACUCGCGUAUCGCCUGCGACCUUCUACCCAACUUCAACCACUGUUGUACAGCCUCCGCUUUUCCGGAAACACAACACCAACAACACAUCCUCAGUCGCCUUACAAUUUACCUUUGAUCUAUCGUCCUGACUGCUCGUCUGCCUUUCUUUCCACCUCCAGAAUGCCUGUCGAAGUCAGGACUUCCCCUCCGCCCUUGCAUCAACCGGGCUCGGGCAACAUCCGGCCGAAAGGCAUCUUGAAAAAUCCGUCCUUCUCCUCUGCCAGUGGCCGCCCCGAAUCGCUGCCCAAGGAGGAGUUCCAUUUCCCACCUACAACUCCGCUUGAUCCCAAGGAAGAAAGAGAACUGGUUCUUCAGAACACACUACAGAAUGCUGGCCACCGCCGUUCGUCGUCCGCCGCUCGAAGAGGGUCCGCCUCUCGCCGUCAUUCCUCUGCCAAUACCGGAAGCCAAGGGGAAGAUGAGCAAGAGAAGAUGCGCCUGAAAUGGGACGAAGCCAAUCUGUAUCUGGCAGAACAAGAAAAGGGUAGUCGGAUGAAGAUCACCGAGCCAAAGACCCCUUACCAGUGGGGUGGCCCAAUGGACGAAGAUGAAAUUGAAGAAGAUGUCGCCAUCGACCCGCGAUUCGUUAACGUCGAUGAAGUCGAUCUGGCCAAGGGCGGCAAAGUAAAGAAAAGUCGAGAAAGUGAUAUUCCCGGUCUGGAACUGGGCGAACCUGAAGAAGACUUCAAUCCAGCUCUGACUUCCGAGGAUGAUCGCAUCGUGAGGGAUGAGCAUGCCUUAUCCCGAGAGGGCAGCAGAGAGAAACAUGUCAGUGUCAGUGAGGGCAGCGAUGGUGAUGGAAUCAGAGAGCAAGUGGGCAUGCCAACGAGAGAGGAACAAGAGAAACAUCGUCAGUUUGAGGAACGGCGAAAGAGACAUUACGAAAUGAAGGAAAUCAAGAACCUACUAGGACACCCGGAGGACUUGGAUGCACUGGAAGACGAUGAUGAUGAAGACCCUGUCCCAGCCGCAAUGCCUAAAGAUCUACCUGAGAGAUCGGUCAACGGAUCAAGUUAAGAACUGGUUGGCCACUAUUUUCGCAGACAAGAUGGGCCUAAUGGCAUUCCGCAGCGAUUAGGGGGCGACGACAGCAGCCUCCGGCCUGAAGUUACGCAUAUCCCAACAAGCCGCAUCAGAGUCAUGCAAGCCAGCCAUCCAUCAAAACAUGUUUACGACGGCUCAUCACAUUGAAUUCGGCUUCUUUCUAAUAAGGCAUGGGGGUUUAGCAGGAUGAGAAUCACGCACGACUGGAAUGUAUAGCUUAGCUACCAUUUUGCUUCUUGUGUUUGUAUUCACGUUUUUCUUCAAACAUCCGGCGUCCUCAGCACAGCUCAAUUCGGCCUUGGGUUCUCCAUUUGCACAACGCAAAAUCCAAGGUCUAGCUAUUAGUAGCAGAUAUAUCCAUAUCUAUCGCGAGCUGAUUGAUUGAGGUCUUCAGGUUUAUUGCGUCUUUCCAGCCGCGGUGGACGAGUACUGAGACUUCAAACACUCGCUACCAAUUGUUGAGUAGCGUUGAUGUGAUGUAUAGCUGUUGCCCAAGUAUUUUAAAAAGGAACACGGGUUAUAGCAGAUAAUGUAUACAGUAGGUUCUACCACUG
Molecule: messenger RNA, 2188 nt
Organism: Exophiala dermatitidis NIH/UT8656
Lineage: Eukaryota; Fungi; Ascomycota; Eurotiomycetes; Chaetothyriales; Herpotrichiellaceae
Exons: 3
Coding region: 711-1607 (298 amino acids)
Biological process (GO): regulation of signal transduction
Molecular function (GO): protein phosphatase inhibitor activity
Source: RefSeq, a predicted model, not a curated record